Kazachstania africana CBS 2517 is the source of this 1689-nucleotide messenger RNA. RefSeq names its product malate synthase MLS1 (gene MLS1). Gene Ontology annotation, molecular function: malate synthase activity. The coding region runs from base 1 to 1689 and encodes 562 amino acids. The transcript has a single exon. NCBI's taxonomy places the organism in Eukaryota, Fungi, Ascomycota, Saccharomycetes, Saccharomycetales, Saccharomycetaceae. Gene Ontology annotation, cellular component: peroxisomal matrix; cytoplasm. Gene Ontology annotation, biological process: glyoxylate cycle. The record is from RefSeq and is a predicted model, not a curated record.
AUGGUGAAGAAAGAUUUACAUGCUGUUAGAGUAUUGGGUCCAGUGGACGAUACACCAUUGUUUCCCCCUUCAAAGACUACUACAAGUGAUAUCUUAUCAACUGGAGCUUUAGAAUUUGUUGUUCUUUUACAUAGAACUUUUAAUGGAAGACGUAAAGAAUUACUGAAUAAUCGUAUCAGUUUCCAAGAUAAAUUAGAUUCUGGCAAAGUAACAUUUGAUUUUUUACCAGAAACAGAGAUUAUCAGAACUGAUCCAACUUGGCAAGGUGCGAUUCUUGCACCAGGUUUAAUCAAUAGAUCUACUGAAAUUACUGGUCCUCCAUUAAGAAAUAUGUUAAUUAAUGCUCUUAAUGCUGAUGUUAAUACCUAUAUGACGGAUUUUGAGGAUUCAUUAUCUCCAACUUGGUUAAAUAUUGUUUAUGGUCAAGUUAAUUUAUAUGAUGCCAUUCGUGACAAUAUCAAUUUUGUUAGUGAAAAUGGUAAACCAUAUAAAUUAAAAAAUCAAUUUAAAAAUUUAUCCACAAUUAUUGUAAGACCAAGAGGUUGGCAUUUAGAAGAAAAACAUUUAUUAAUUGACGGAGAGCCAAUUAGUGCUUCAAUUUUUGAUUUUGGUCUAUAUUUUUACCAUAAUGCUAAAAAAUUGAUUGAACUCGGUAAAGGACCUUAUUUUUAUUUACCAAAGAUGGAACAUCAUCUAGAAGCAAAAUUAUGGAAUGAUAUUUUUAAUGUUGCGCAAGAUUAUCUUGAAAUUCCAAGAGGCACAAUUCGUGCAACUGUUUUGAUAGAAACUUUACCUGCAGCUUUCCAAAUGGAGGAAAUUAUCUUCCAGUUAAGACAUCACUCCAGUGGAUUAAAUUGUGGUCGUUGGGAUUAUAUCUUUUCAACAAUAAAAAAAUUGAAAAAUUUGGGUCCUCAAUAUAUUUUACCAGAUAGGGAUCGGGUUACAAUGACGUCCCCUUUCAUGGACGCCUACGUUAGACUGUUAAUCAAUACCUGUCAUCGUCGUGGUGUUCAUGCUAUGGGUGGAAUGGCAGCACAAAUUCCAAUAAAGGAUGAUCCAAAGGUUAAUACACAAGCAAUGGACAAAGUUCGUAAUGAUAAGAUUAGAGAAUUGACGAAAGGUCACGACGGUUCGUGGAUUGCUCAUCCAAAUUUGGCAGUAAUUUGUAACGAGGUCUUCAUAAAUAUGGGAACACCAAAUCAAAUAUUUAACAUUCCAACUAAUAUUAAUUUCAAUACAAUUUCUAAAGAAUUACUGAAUACAAAGAUUGAAAAUAGUGAGAUUACAUUGGACGGUAUAAAACAAAAUUUAGAUAUCGGUUUGCGUUACAUGGAAGCAUGGUUAAGAGGCUCUGGCUGUACGCCAAUCAAUAAUUUGAUGGAAGAUGCAGCAACAGCCGAAGUUUCCCGCUGUCAAUUGUAUCAAUGGGUCAAAUAUAAAGUUAAGUUAAAUGAUACAGGUGAAACUGUGACUCCGCAACUAACAUCUGGCUUAUUACAUGAAAUGGUUGAAAAAUUAGCCAAAGAAUCUCCAUGUGGUCCAGAUAAUAAAUUCAAAAUAGCUGGUAAGUUCCUGUUACCUGAAAUCACUGGCAAGCAUUUCAGUGAUUUCCUAACAAGUUUACUGUAUGAUGAAAUAUUAAAGAUCGAAGAAGAGGGUACGAACGUCAGAACAGUGAGCAAACUAUAA